AAUAAAUACUCAAACCUACGGAAGCCACGUGUGGGGCCGGACAGGGAGCGUUACGUUUGUCGCGUUGGGAUCCCACGUUGGAAACGUUUAGAAGCGAAGAAGAAGGAGAAGAAGCAGACGCAGGAGGGGGAGAAGGAGGAGGCAAGAUGAAACACUUUGUUCUAGUCCAUGGUGCAGGACAUGGAGCAUGGACUUGGUACAAGGUGGUGACGUUGCUAAGAUCAGCUGGGCAUCGAGUUACAGCUUUAGAUCUUGGCGGUAGUGGGGUCAACCCUAAGCGGUUAGAUGAGUUGGGGUCAAUUUUCGAUUACUUGCAGCCGUUGAUUGAGUUAAUGGAGUCUCUUCCUGAAGAAGAACAGGUGACACUGGUGGGUCACAGCCUCGGAGGCUUUGGUAUCUCUCUAGCGAUGGAGCAAUUCCCGGAUAAGAUUUCUGUGGCCGUUUUCAUUACUGCACUGAUGCCCAGCUACACAUCUCCUCCUGCUGCUGUCUUACAAGAGUUCUUUAAGAGGACACCGUUGGAGUCUGUAAUCGAUUGCGUGUUUUCCUUCGAUCGAGGGCCAGAGAACCUUCCUACUUCAGUGAUCUUAGGGCCACAGUACCUUGCUUCCAUCAUGUACCAGUGCAGCCCAUCUGAGGAUCUUACGCUGGCCACCAUGUUGGUUCGACCAACUAGUUAUUUCAUUGAAGAUUUGUCCAAGGAAAAAUUGCUUUCGAAGGAGAAAUUUGGGUCUGUGGACCGGUUUUACAUCAUAUGUGAUGAAGAUAAGGUGGUGAAGGAGGAUUUUCAACAAUGGAUGAUAGAGAAUAAUCCAACUAAAGAGGUAAAAGUGAUUGCAGGUGCUGAUCAUAUGGUAAUGCUUUCAAAGCCACAAGAGCUUUGCUUAUGUCUCAAAGAGAUAGCUAGUAAAUAUGAUUAAAAAUAUGUUUAUGAAAUGGUAGAAUCUCUCAAGUCCUUUUGGGAAUUGUUUUUUGCAGUAUUAAUUUAAUGGAAUGAAACAUUGUUAAUUUAUUCA
Messenger RNA from Macadamia integrifolia, 1016 nucleotides. RefSeq names its product salicylic acid-binding protein 2-like. The record is from RefSeq and is a predicted model, not a curated record. Gene Ontology annotation, biological process: salicylic acid metabolic process; jasmonic acid metabolic process. The transcript has 3 exons. Lineage: Eukaryota; Viridiplantae; Streptophyta; Magnoliopsida; Proteales; Proteaceae. Gene Ontology annotation, molecular function: methyl jasmonate esterase activity; methyl salicylate esterase activity; methyl indole-3-acetate esterase activity. Bases 147 to 920 code for a protein of 257 amino acids.